AUGUGCACCGGAAUCGUCCUCCUCAACAGGCGCAAACUCGACAAGUACGAAGGCGAGCCUAGAGUCACACAGCACAUCGUCGAGAUGGACAGCAAUAUCGCCACGGCUGCAGUGCCUCUGCUGAGAGACGCUGGAGUCGCUGCUUGUUUCGUAACCAUGGGCGUCGGUAAGCCCUCCAAGGUGAAAAGCGAGCAGGCGACCCGCGAGGAGUUCGAGAAGGUUGACCUGGAGAUCCCGACGGCGUUCGCUCAGGCGUCCAAGAGCGCGGGCUGCGUGCGGCACAUCUCUCUGCUGGGGUCUGUCGGGGCCGACGCGACCGCCAAGCCGUCGAGGAUCACGGGGACGGCGGCAGGCGGCGGGCUGUACCUCGGCGUUAAGGGCAAGGUGGAGAACAACUUCGAGGCUGUGGGGCUAGAAUCCGCGGCGUUUUUCCGGCCCUGCACGCUGAUCGGCAACGCGAACACGCCCUCUGCGGCGGCGUCCAUCCACAAGAUGGUGUCGUGGGCGCUCCCCCUCAAGUUCAAGGAGAUCCACAUCGAGGACGUGGGCAAGGCGAUGGUCAGGGCGGCCGUGGACAGCCUGGAGAACAAGGGCCCCGCCGUCGCACGCUACGAGGGGGCUUCGCUGUUCGGGUUGCUCGAGGACAAGCCGGCUGCCGCCGCACCGGGUUCAUCGUGA
Ectocarpus siliculosus is the source of this 678-nucleotide messenger RNA. NCBI's taxonomy places the organism in Eukaryota, Phaeophyceae, Ectocarpales, Ectocarpaceae. The record is from the annotation of a GenBank genome assembly.